UUCCAGGUCAAAGCUGGACCAGCUACCCACUACACCUGUUUAGUUUUCAAAGUUUUUAGGUAAUGAUGCUUUGACUCUAGGUAAAAGAAAGUGUAAUAAUGGAAUAGAAAGGCUGGUCAGUCAGUUCAGCUGCUCAGUGUUACUAUCAAAGACUUGGCCUUUCUGCUCGGCUUCAUCUGUUCCAGCCCCAUGCACGGAGGCUUUGUCCGAGCAGCUUUCUCAAGGGUUCGAGAAGCCUGCUGAAGUGUUCCGGCAUCACACCAAGGACCGUUUAGAGGCAGGAAGCCAUUUCACUUCCUCCUGUGUGUCUCUUUCUGAGGAGCCAAGACUUUCCCCCAGGACCCUUCCUGGCUGCCAUAGCUCCUCUCCAUCUUGUCCAGAGGGCCAGAUGGAGAGGAGCUAUCUUUUUUUUUUUUAAAGCAAAGUUGACUUGUCUGCUGGUCUUACCUUUUAUCCUCACAUGCUUCUCCUUCUUCCCUGGACCCCUUGAGUGAGAGCACCCCUCCCCGACAUCCACUGGGUUACCAUUCACUGACCUUCUUGUGCUGGAAGCUGAGGCAUCGGGAGCCAAUGAGAGGAAAGUCAGUCUUUUUUCUUUCCUUUUCUUGUGUGUGUGUGUGUGUGUGUGUGUGUGUGUGUGUGUGUGUGUAUGUGUGUGUGUUUUCCCCGAGACAGGGUUUCUUUAUAUAACAGCUCUAGCUUUCCUGGAACUUUCCUGGACCAGGUUGGCCUCAAACUCGCAGAGAUCCACCUGAGUGCUGGGAUUAAAGAUGUGCGCCACCACCAUAAAGUCGGUCAUUGAGGUCACAGACCCUCAGAGCCUCAGUAAGCUCAGGGAUUUUAACCUUCACACUGUAAUGUGGAGAAUUUGGGACCAAAGGAAGUUGAGGUACCUGCUCCAAGAGGUUGAGGCCCUCAGGACAGGAGUCAAAGCUUGCCAGGCCUCAUGUCCCAGUCCUUGUCCAUAUGCCACAAUUCUGGCUUCACACUCUUCUGAAUUAAAAGAUACCUGUGCCCUGGGGCAUCCACGUGAGCAGUAGAGGGCUUUCCUGGCAGGGCAUGGAUGUCUAGCCCAGCCCUGGAAAAAUAAACAUCUGUACACUCGUGGGCUUCAGAGCGGACAGGGAAACAGUGCCACGGCGUUGUACAUACAGUGGCUCGGGCCUGCCCCAAGGCCUGUGACUCCCACUGUGCGCUCUGCCGUCCGCAGGGUGCUGAGCCGAGCAGAGCACAUUGAUGGAGUGGAUGAUUCACGUUACAGCAGUGUCCAGGAAAUAAUCCUUUAUUAAUGCAAAUCAUUUUAAUGAUACUGCUAGAAGCUCUAGGAUCCCCCAUGGCCACCCCGCCCCCCAGUCCCUCCCACCCUCACGCUCUCCCCUUUGGAUGACUCAAGUUCUCCUUGAAGCCUUUUUCUACAGAAACCCCAGCUCUUUCCACAAGCCUCACAGGGCGCCACAGCCACCUCCCUUCAGCCAGGAAGGGCCUUAAGCAGGAAGUCUUCUGACACAGAGCCAGAUGGCCCUAUGGGUCUCCUGGUCCCCUCACCUCCGCCUAGAGGCUUCCUUGGGAUGGAGUGAGGCGGCAUUCGCCUCGGCCUUGCCCCACGUGACAGGUUAGCAUUGGUCUGCUCCUCUCCAGCUCUGCUGGCUUUGCCCUGGCAAUCUCCACUCCAGCGCCUGCCUUCCUUCCCCACCCUCGGCCCCGCCCCUUCCUCCGGCCCCAGAGCCCUGGACACAGUACACACAGCCCAGAGCUCCCACUGGAAGGAAACAGAAGGAACUGUUUGGGUUCCCAUGGCUGUGGUCAACACCUUCAUCCCAUGGCUCAACCCUCAGAACCCUCACUAUAUCCCAGGGUACACUGGACACUGCCCACUACUUCGGUUCAGCAUGGGCCAGACCUAUGGGCAGGUGACCGGUCAGCUACUUCGAGGCUCUCCUGGUCUAGCCUGGCCUCCUGCCCACCGUACACUUCUGCCUCCCAUCCAGUCUCCACGCUCCCCUGUAAUUUCCAGGGGGAGGCUACCUCCCAGGCGUGGGCAUGAAAGGCUCAGCUCCGGCAUAAUCCCUGGGUAUACAGGUUUUAUACCACAGGCACAGUUCAUUUUUGCCAAGAAUUGCAACCAGGUUUGGGCUGAAGCUAUGGAUGAUUUUACGCAAAGGCAUGGGCCGCAGGAGAGUCAUGAAUUGUCAGAGGAGGCUGAGGGAAGACAAGAGGAGGAAGAAGGCCAAGGGCCAGAGGCAGAGGAGCCAGAGCUGAAGCAGGAGGUGGCCCAAGCUUCCCCCUACUCCAUGGAUGACACAGAUCCCCAGAAGUUCUUCAUGUCAGCUUCCCGGUGCUUACCAACCAGGCCCUGCAGGAAUUUGGGCAGACAUGCUCACGGGGCAGGGUGCAGAAGGAUCCCAAAGCUGCCUCCCCACCCCCCAGGUCCAACUUCCAGAACCUGGGUCUCCUCCCUCACUAUGGAGGCUACGUGCCAGGGUAUAAGUUCCAGUUUGGCGGGACAUUUGGGCAUCUCACCCAUGAUGCUCUGGGUCUCGGCACCACUCAGAAACAGCUCUUGGCUUAAGUACCUGGACCCCAAGUUCUCCCUUUUCAUCCUACCCCAGUCAUCUUUUGGGGAGGAAGGGAGGUGGGGAGGGGGAGGGCACAAAGAAAAGGGUCUGGAGGCUGAGCACCUUUUUAUUAAUAGGUGUAAUAAAUAAAUAAAUAAAUAAAUACAUAAACAGAA
This is a messenger RNA of Peromyscus maniculatus bairdii (prairie deer mouse), 2731 nucleotides long. It is a transcript of the gene Cimip2b, whose product is annotated as ciliary microtubule inner protein 2B. Lineage: Eukaryota; Metazoa; Chordata; Mammalia; Rodentia; Cricetidae. The record is from RefSeq and is a predicted model, not a curated record.